AUCACAAGUGAGUAGUCAAGCAGUAGGAAGUCAAUCCCAACACCAAACACAGCUAUUAAUGAGCCCUUCUCUUCAGGGUGCACAGCCUAUUCUUGCCAACCAGCUAUCUGGUGCCCAGCAGUUGUUGACCAUCCCGUCGAACGGCGGUCAGCAGCAGAUUUUGACCCUUCCGAUCACCAACGCUGCAGGUCAGCAGCAGAUCCUCACCAUUCCUGUCACGUUAGCCCAAGGAGCUGGAGGGAUCCAGUUCCUUAUACCCACAGGAACAGGUGGUCAGUUCUUAGCGUCACCCAACCUUGGAGCCAUGCCCUCACAGGUUUUGCCAUCAACUCUUGCUGCCAUCCCCAGCAUAACAAGUAACACCAAUGUUGUCUCCUCAGCUGCACACUAUGCGAAAACCAGUCAGAUGACCUCAGCUACCACGCCCCUUCCUCCAGUAUCGGUACUCACUGGUCAGACGGGGUUAGGGACGCUCCCCUUACCUCAGGUUUUAAUGGGGGCGGGGGCGCAGGUGCUGUCGGUGUCAGCACCCAGCAGUUCAACAACACAUACACACCCUAAGACAAUCAGUACAACAGCAGUUCCUAGCCUAGUGACAACUCAGAAUAGUCAAGCCCUACCUUCCCUUGCAACGGUAACGCAAGGACUAAUGCGUACAUCAGCGAAUCAACUCAGCUUAUCGGCACAUGGAGCCACAACACAGUCUGUGCUUGUUUCACAAUCAUCUACCACCACCUCAAACCAGACCUCUUCCCUCUUGGCAUCUCAUAAACUGAGUAAUGCUUCAAGUGCCACUGCACUAUCACUUCAUGGACUGGCAGGUCUAAAUGCUGCCCAAGGCACGGUAAUCUCCCAUAUAGCAGCGGCCCAGGGAUCCCAGAGCAGUGUAACUCAGAUACUUCCUAGUCAGCUCGUUAGAAGCUCCGUGGUGUCCAGUCAAGCAAGUCACGUUACCCAGGUCCCUCCCGGCCAUCAGGUUGUCGUUUCCACGACGACGGCGACGAGCGCUGGCAACCAUGUAUCGACAGGAGGGCUGUCGAGUCCAGGUAGAGUGAGUAACAUGGGUAAUGCUGCUGAAGUGGACGGAAUCAACCUGGAAGAAAUCAAGGAGUUUGCCAAAGCUUUCAAGAUCAGAAGAUUAUCUCUUGGUUUAACGCAAACACAGGUUGGGCAAGCCCUUAGCCAGUCAGAAGGACCAGCUUACAGUCAAUCAGCUAUUUGUAGAUUUGAAAAGCUUGAUAUCACACCAAAGAGCGCUCAGAAGAUAAAACCAGUUUUAGAGAGGUGGAUGGCCGAAGCCGAGGAGAGGCACAAAAACGGUCUGAAUCAACUCACAGACUUCAUUGGUAGCGAACCCGUUAAAAAGCGCAAACGACGGACAUCCUUUACGCCUCAGGCUCUGGAAUACCUCAGUAGGCACUUCGAGAAGAACACGCAUCCAACCGGUGCCGAAAUGACAGCCCUCGCCCAGGAGCUUAACUACGAUAGGGAGGUCAUCAGGGUGUGGUUCUGCAACAAACGACAAGCUCUGAAAAACACAAUCAAGAAACUGAAAGCCGCCGAAGCUACCAUGAAUAAUAACUCUGAGGAGGUGGAGAGGUCGACGGUUGUUGUAGAGAGUCCUGAUCAUGUGUAAUGACCCUCUGAAAGGGAAACUACAGGGAAGACAAUCAUGGUAUUCUUAAGACUCUGGGAGAUAUUUCAGAUUGGAUGCUGUUGAACAGACGUAGAAACAUAUAGAUGGGGCAAUGAUGAACCCAAGUAUGAAGAGUCGUGAAGCUGGAUGGAAUGUGACCAAAGAAAAACUGAAAAUAGAGCUGUGCUCAUAUACGAACCUGAGACCAGAUUGACGACUGGUUCUAGAUGAAUGAGUUCUCACAUAAUAUUUUAUUUUAUUUCCUCACUUUCUACAUUCUUUUUAUUUUUUUAAACCGUGGAUCAAGAGUGCAUCUAUUCAGAAAUCAUUUGGAUAAAAUGAAAGCUGAUGAUAAUCAAGUAAUUGAGUCCUAUAUUCUGGAAUUCUUUAUUUCCAGCUGUGAUUACUGUUAUUGUUUGCAGACAAGUGCUGCCAUGAAAUUUGGAAUUGUGACUUUGAAUAUAAAUUGAUUUCAUCAGUAUCAACUUGCUGUCACAACUAAUCUAGAACCUUACUUUUGAAUGUAUGAAUUCAUCAAAUAUUUUUUUUGUUCAAGAAGGACCAAAAAGUGUAUGAUGUGAAAUUUCAGGUUUGUGUGGACGUCAUAUUACUCAGAUGGGAACUGAAUGAUGCAUCGACAGAUUAUAAAAUGAGAUUGUUUUUAAGAUUGUUACGAUAUGCUGCUUGUAUGACAGCGAUUGCUAUCGAAUGCUGGUUAAUAAUUGUCUUUUUUUUUUGUACAUCCACCGUAGGACCAAUGUUUCACACUGGAGUAGUGAAACCUUGUAACUUUUUAUUUUUUAAAUAUAUAUGGUUCUAUUGUGAGUGCUUAGUUUUUGUAAUAUUUUCCACUGGCUUGGAAAGUUGUAGAUGAGCAAUGUUUGCUUCAACAUGUAUAGAUGUGGUGCUUUGAAUGAGAAAAAAAAAUUAUGUAAAAUAUUACUGGCUUAUUUAUUGUCCUUUAAAAAAAAAAGAAAAUAGUGAACAAAAUUGUGUUGAUAAACCAACUCUUUAUGCUACUACUGUUUGUACCCUGUAGAAAAGAUUUUAUUUGUUUGUAAUUUGUGCAAUGGGCGUUAUUUAGCCAAGCUUUUUCCUUGAAAGAUAUUUUGGACAUGAAAAUCUUAAACUUAUAAUUCUGUUUCUGAAAUAGGGCAGAGAAGGAUCAUUAAUGUGGGUACACUGUAGUUCUUGUUGAAGAUCUUAAUGUUAUACUGCAUCUUUAUCUUCCAUCGGUCCUCAUCAUAGUGAUUUUGCCAUCUAAGUAUUAGCUCACACAUUAACUUUUAUAUGUGUUUUGUAAGUUUAAUUAUGAGUAUGUAGUCAAGAACACUGCACAGGAAGCUGUAGCUGGGACUACAUUAAUGGGCAUUUUACAUGUGAUAGGAUAAUUAUCAUGGCAUGAAUACUGUUUGGCUGUUUGAUCUCAAAAGAAGAGCUCUGUUUAGGGGAAAGGCUUUACUAUUGGAACUGAAAUAUAGUGAUUAUGAAUCACUCAAAUAAUGUUUGUAAUUGUGUUUUUUUUUCUCCAAAUGUCAUAAAUGAUUUGAAUCAGUCCUAUAUGAUUGUGGUAUGAUGAACUC
Lytechinus pictus (painted urchin) is the source of this 3219-nucleotide messenger RNA. RefSeq names its product POU domain, class 6, transcription factor 2-like. Gene Ontology annotation, biological process: regulation of transcription by RNA polymerase II. The record is from RefSeq and is a predicted model, not a curated record. Bases 59 to 1636 code for a protein of 525 amino acids. The transcript is spliced from 8 exons. Gene Ontology annotation, molecular function: DNA-binding transcription factor activity, RNA polymerase II-specific; RNA polymerase II cis-regulatory region sequence-specific DNA binding. Lineage: Eukaryota; Metazoa; Echinodermata; Echinoidea; Temnopleuroida; Toxopneustidae.